ACACGUGGACUGCCGCUGUGUUGUCGUCCGUCGCGUCGGUGUGAUUUAGUACAGUGUUAGAUUCAUCGAGAAGUUACUCUUUUUCGACGGGAAGCCGAUGAAGCAAAGGGAAGCGCGUCGGGGCUGAACGAAAGGUGAAACAAAGGCUCUCGACUACAACCCUCAGAGGAAGCCAAACCCUCCUGGUAUAAAACAAAUCCUUCACCACGAGCCAUGGGAACCUCCCAGAGCAAGCCCUCUCCUCAUCCUCGAAGCACCACCUUCUCGAACCCAGAAGGACCUCAAGUGCCGUCGAGACUCACAAGGACGUAUUCGGAGGGAGGCAUCCUGCAUGUUGAUAAUCUCACGUUGUUUGGGACUAACAAUUUAACGUCGCCAAUAAGAGAAGGUAAUGUUACUCAGAGGGAAGGGUUAGGACUCCAGGGGGCGUCUGGCGGAGGGCUUGGUGAUGCUGAAGGUGUCGUAGAAGAGGAGCAAGGAAAGGAUGGUAAAGCUGGGGAUGUCGAGGUAGAAGAGCAAGAUGAAGAAAGAAAUGCUAGAGGUGUCGUAGAAGAGGGUCAAAAUAAGAUGGAAUGGGGAAGAGCAAGAUGA
Penaeus indicus is the source of this 591-nucleotide messenger RNA. RefSeq lists its product as uncharacterized. Bases 214 to 591 code for a protein of 125 amino acids. Lineage: Eukaryota; Metazoa; Arthropoda; Malacostraca; Decapoda; Penaeidae. The record is from RefSeq and is a predicted model, not a curated record. The transcript has 2 exons.